AUGGAUCACGCUGAAUAUGCAAAUCGGUGGAACUUAGCAAAGGAGCUACACAUAAAAUUCCUCGGGCCAGUGCAACCUAGUCAAUGGCCCAGCACUCAUGAAAGGCUGUUCUCGGAUGUGCAGAAACUGGGCAAGCGGACAUUCCACUGGUUCACUGAGAGUAUCACUAUAGACACCCUUGAAAAGCCAUGGAGAAAUGCCAUUCGAAAUCGUGCCAUGCGUCUCUCGAAGCUAGCUGAGGAGAGUAAGCGUAUCCGACGAAAUGAAGACUCGUGGAGAUUUACCAUCGAGAAUGAGGUCAUGCAUCGUUUUACAGUAGAGGUCGCUUGUACUCAAUGCCGCAAACGACUUUGGGAGUCGGAAAUCCCUGCAACAACGGACAGUAUCAAUUGGCAGGCGGACUCACUCGAAGCUCGACGUCGCAAGCGCAAGCCUUGCCGAUGUCCUAGAGUUUGGGGACAAAAUUAUGAUGAUGGGGGCAUCAAUAUGCUCUUUUCGGACCGGGUUAAAGCAACAAUAAAGCAUUACCCAGCAUUAGAAGUUGCUGCUCAACCUGGAAGGUUGAAAAAGUAUGAAGCCCCCGAUCGUGUUUAUGGGCUCAAACAGACUGAUAACUUCAAAAUACUUCUGGAUUCCACUGAUCGUCGUAGCUUGGUGGCUUCUACCAGACGGUCCCUACGUGAAUCAAUAGAAUAUACUCCAUUUGGCCCGGAGGGUGAGCCAUUGCUAUACCCGUUCCUGAUCAUGGAGGCAAAGACGAGCAAUGGCGCAAGUCGAGCAGAAGUGGACAUGCAAACAGCUUUCUGCAUCAAACGACUCUUAAAGCUGCAACAUGACUUACGAGCAGCGACAGGAGAUGACACGCAGUGGCCUACGGGAACGACCGAGACCCAGCAGGGGGGCGAUAUGAACUCAGAGAUACACUAUAAUAUUGUCGAUUUGUGGAAUGGCAACAUCUCCUACCUAGAUGAUUCUUUGCAGCUGCUGUUGAUUGUUGACUAUAUAUUUGAUUGGGCUCGCGAUAUCUAUCGUCCGGCAAUAUUGGGCGAAUUGGAUGUUUUGGCGACAGGAGAUAUCACGGCAACUGAUCCGGGUGUCUUCUCAACAAUGUCUAGCAGGAUAGCCAGCUGGAUGAACGCGUCAACUGAGGGACAAACAACACAGGUCUCAACAUUUGGCGAGCCUCCAGAUCUGAAUUACUUGAAAGUCGUAUCUCAGGAAGGCGUGAUUCGAGAUGCCCAUAUCAUCGAAUCACGGUAUGUUGGCCUCAGAAUCACUGAAGAUGACGUCGAUACGUUUUUGCUCUCGUUUCCAUGCGCCAAGACUGCAGAAAUCUGGCUUUUUGAUAUACUGAAAUGUCUUUCUGGGUCAUGGAGAGUAGAUGCAGAAACGAUUGAUGCAUUGGAAAGCUUUUGGACUGCUGAGCCUAGACCAACUCGGGAUAAAUUUCGGCGUGAGGAAAUCUUUCAUCUCAAUAUCGCCAUUCACAUGUUCGUGUCUGAACUAUGGGAGCCAAUUCGACAGAUCACGUGCUUUUCAAUUACCGAGAGCGCAUUGCAUGUUAUCUUUUCUAGACUUGGACACGUCCAACAUCCCGAUUUCACCCAACAUCCGGAAGUCGAUCCCACAAGAUUGGACAACGAGAGCCACAAGAUUCGUAUCUGCGAAUAUCACGUCUUCAAUGCCUGCAAUCCAUCGAGCAACGGGGAGAAGAGGUCCAAAUGUGGCCCCAACUUCCUUCCCUGA
Messenger RNA from Penicillium antarcticum, 1746 nucleotides. RefSeq lists its product as uncharacterized. The transcript has 6 exons. Lineage: Eukaryota; Fungi; Ascomycota; Eurotiomycetes; Eurotiales; Aspergillaceae. Bases 1 to 1746 code for a protein of 581 amino acids. The record is from RefSeq and is a predicted model, not a curated record.